AUGGACUACCGCUACCCAUCGUACUUCAAAGACAGCAGAAUCAUCGGUGGCCAUAGAUUCAAAUGGACUUCCGGACAUAAGACUACCGAGGAACUUGACCACUACCUUUAUUCAUACGACAAGUUGGCCACAGAUGCUCUCGAUCGGCUAGACCUUAUCUCCCCACCAACGACAAAGGGAUGGAAGUGUCCUCAUGGUUCUGGCCCGGGCCAGAGAGACAUUUACGAAUUACUCAAGAAACAUGCUAAUGGCGAUGAAAUCCUGGGUCAAUUAUGGGAAGAAGUCUCUACGGUCCCUGAAUGGGUUGACUGGGAUCAGAUUCAGCGUGGGCAACAGGUCGUGUAUCAGUUCAGUGGACAGAUUCUCUUUGGUCUCAUGUACAAGUCGUUGUUGGGAGGAAUGGGGGCAUAUCGAAUUGUCGAGACUCUUUCUCGAACUGGUGGUUUCGGCAUCAAUGUCACUAGGCGACGACUUCUUGAAACACUCCAGCAUUUCAUGGAGGUCGUUGACGAUCUCGAUGCAAUAAAGCCUGGGGGAAGAGGCUAUGUUUCUUCUGUACGAGUGCGCCUCUUACAUGCUUCAGUUCGAAGACGGCUUAUGCAACUUGAGCAUCAAAACCCGGGAUACUUCGACAUGGAGAAAUGGGGAGUUCCUAUCAACGACUUACAUACAAUCGCCACUAUUUCAGCGUAUUCCGCUGCCAUUGUCUAUAUGGCUCCUCCCCGUCAGGGUAUAUACUUAUCCAAGCAACAAACUGGAGACUAUCUCGCUUUAUGGCGUUAUGUUGGAUAUCUGCUUGGAACGCCUGUGGACUGGAUGGCCACACCACAACAAGCCAAAGCCAUGUUGGAGUCCAUAGCAGUAUCUGAAGUGGCUCCAUCAGCGAAUUCCCAAAUCCUCGCGAACAAUAUUCUCACAGCAGAAGCUCGAGCUCCGCCACUGAAUAUGCCACGCGAGGUACUUGCCGCGCACGCAUACAGACUCAACGGCGAUGAAUUCGCCAGCGCACUCGGUAUCGAAAAGCCCGACUUGCGAUCCCGGCUUGUCGUAUGGAUGCAAUGCACUGUUCUCUUUUUCAUAAGCUAUAGCUACCCCUGGAUGCCAGCUUACAUGCAGAAGCGACAAGAACAAAGAUUCAAAGACUUUGCGUAUUUCAUGAUCCACAAUCAUAAAGCGGGCGGUCUCGGUGAAUCGAGCACUUUUGAGUUCCAGUAUCUCCCGCGCCUCGGUAUGCUCACUGAACUAGGCGUGCGCAGGGACCUUGAGGCAGAAAGGACAACGUCAGCGGACUUCUCCAAGAGUAUGACCAUCUCGAGGAGGGCAGUGCUCUUAGUCGGCACGAUUCUUGGAGCUAUUGCGGCGGUGAGCCUCGUCAGAUUCGUGGGCGUAUCGAAUAUACCGCGCCAUUUACUCUCGGCCGUCUUGGCGCAGCAAAGCCUUGUCUGGGCUGAUUAGUAUUGUGUUUUGAUCACUUGCUGGGAAAGGUCGUCAAUAAGUCAAAUCAUCUGGGCGAGGUUGAAAACAAUAUGUGUGG
Fusarium odoratissimum NRRL 54006 is the source of this 1534-nucleotide messenger RNA. RefSeq lists its product as uncharacterized. The transcript is spliced from 3 exons. NCBI's taxonomy places the organism in Eukaryota, Fungi, Ascomycota, Sordariomycetes, Hypocreales, Nectriaceae. Bases 1 to 1455 code for a protein of 484 amino acids. Gene Ontology annotation, molecular function: oxidoreductase activity. The record is from RefSeq and is a predicted model, not a curated record.